AUGUCGCAGCCUUUGAAAGAAGCCGAUAUCAUAUUUCCGCAUCUCUCCAACACACCAAACCUCUCCAGUACCCUCUCUUCUCUACGCCGCUCAACACUAUCAACGCAAAACCGCCUCGCCUCCAUCGUCUCAGACAGCGAAUUCAUCACAUCUGUCGGAUCCGCCUAUGAUCUGCCUCUAGUGGCAAAUGAGCGGUGUGGCAGUUGGUAUAUUCCGCCCUUUCAGAAAUCCGGAUCUGUCUAUUUCAAAAGCACGGACGGCCAUAUGGGUGAAUGGAGCUUCAGUCUGAGAAGACUGAACUUGCAGUUGUUAGAUGUCAUAAAGAGCUAUGGGGGUGCGGUGGUUGUAGAUAGUACGAGAAGGGGGAAAAGUAUGCCAGACGCGUUGAGCAAAACGAUCCCCAUAUGGUGCUGUGUCAUCAACAGGGCUGUUUUUGGCAGAGAAGAAAAAGGAGAAGUGAAAUUGUUUUCUCCGCCGCAAGCGGUGAGCGAAAGUGAGCAUGCGCAGAUGGAGACGAAGAUAGAUGGGUUCGUGCGACAAUUUAUGGAAAUCUGCAAGCCAAACAUCUCGGAACUUCGCAGUAAGCUACAGAAACCACUGAGGCCGAUCUGGGCGACACAGCUAUCAUCUCUUCCGGACUCAGCCCCUUCUUUUCCGGACUUUCAUCCCAUCGUGCUCUGCACAGCUUCACGACGUGUGCGCGGUGCCGAGGCAUCAGAGAGCGGGUAUAUCCAGGGUGCCGCUGAUGACCACGAAGCAUGGUCGCACGGGCUGACUCCGACACUAUUCUGGAAGCAUAAAGAUGUUUUGAUGAAAACGAGUGAGGAAGACAUGCCUACCCUGAUUGAAAGACUACUCAAAGAAGAGGGGGGUAGCAGUGCAGUCGCAAGUUUGAUCAAGCCGACAUCGAAACUGCACAUCUCAGCUAGUGAUCAGAUGAACAUUGCUGGCUUCGAAAUGGUGGUAAGCUGCACACCGGAGCCGUUCGCCACCUCAAGGCUCAAGGAAGCUGGAGUCAAGCGCUAUCUACAUCUCAAAUGUCAAGUAGGCAAACUAGGAUCGCGUGAUCUGCGUACUCAGCUGCCUCAGCUUCUACAAUUUUUCUCAUCAUUUGAAACACCGACGACCGGAAACAUCCUUGUAUGCUGUCCAACAGGCAAAGAUCUUUCUGUUGGUACAGCUCUGGCCGUGUUAUGUCUUUACACCGAUGAAGACGGAAAUAUAGAUACAAGCAAGUCAAGAGAAGCAAAGGAUAUCGGAAAAGUCUUUAUCAAGCAAAGACUGAGCUGGAUAACGACAAGCAACCCGGCGCUGAACCCGAGUCGUACUACACUCCAAAGUGUCAAUGCUGUUCUACAAGAAAGCCAAGAUCCAAAGGCCUACUCGCAGACCAAGAAUCAUGGCAUAGGUAAUGGUAGCUUUACUACAUCAAUACCAAUCAGAGAAACGAGGCAAUUACCACAAGAACCAGAAGAUUUACAAACAGGAGAGGAAUCUCGAAACGAAAAGCCACAACAAAGCUCGUCUUCAAUAGCCAAAAACAUCUUCGAGAGCCUACGUAACUCGGCAAACACAUCAUGGAAUUUUCAACGCACGCUGCGCUCCUCAUUACCCACACAUCCUUCUGGCACCGUGGCAGGCAUAGCGACAUUCACGCCCUGCAACCUACCGGAUAACUCUCGACCAACGCUUCUUUACGCCGAACAAGGUGACUUCAUCACCGACACGGGACUGAAGUUCACUGCGCGGAGGAAAUACGUUUAUCAACUCAAACCUAAUGAUGAUGAUGCUAGGGGAGAAUACAUCGCAGUCCGCUUCUUCAACGACGAAAAGAUGCCACGAGCGGAGAUUGAAGAUGGUGUUGGAAAGGGUGGUGAAGGAAUUGGCGGGUUAUUUGUAGAGAUGGGUGACCUUGAGGCUGAUGGGCGUGAAAUGAAGGCGAAGAAUAAGGAAACACAUCUCUGUGCCAAGGACCUGUAUACGGCGAGUUGGAGGUUUGGCGAGGGUCUUGUUACAGGGGGCGCACAAGACAUUUGGUGGGAGGUACGCUAUGAUGUUAAAGGGCCCCAGAAGGACUACGUGGGCACUACGCGAUAUACUCUUGUUUGA
Messenger RNA from Alternaria burnsii, 2109 nucleotides. Its product is annotated as trna a64-2-o-ribosylphosphate transferase. The coding region runs from base 1 to 2109 and encodes 702 amino acids. Gene Ontology annotation, biological process: charged-tRNA amino acid modification. The record is from RefSeq and is a predicted model, not a curated record. Gene Ontology annotation, cellular component: cytoplasm. The transcript is spliced from 2 exons. Lineage: Eukaryota; Fungi; Ascomycota; Dothideomycetes; Pleosporales; Pleosporaceae. Gene Ontology annotation, molecular function: tRNA adenosine(64)-2'-O-ribosylphosphate transferase activity.